This is a messenger RNA of Prosopis cineraria, 1875 nucleotides long. RefSeq names its product mitochondrial inner membrane protein OXA1-like. The record is from RefSeq and is a predicted model, not a curated record. Gene Ontology annotation, biological process: mitochondrial respiratory chain complex IV assembly; protein insertion into mitochondrial inner membrane from matrix. Gene Ontology annotation, molecular function: membrane insertase activity. The transcript is spliced from 12 exons. Bases 312 to 1613 code for a protein of 433 amino acids. Lineage: Eukaryota; Viridiplantae; Streptophyta; Magnoliopsida; Fabales; Fabaceae. Gene Ontology annotation, cellular component: mitochondrial inner membrane.
CUACCCAACUAAGACUUGUACUUCUUCAUUUUCGAUCGACCAUGCUGCCGGUCCUCUUGCGCUCCCAAUCGUGACAUGUACCAGUGUCUGUCAUCCCUGUCGCCACGCAUUUUGCCGUCGCCAUCGCCGUCCCAGCCGUCACCAUUGCCACAGUGGCCAUCACCUCUGCUGCACACCCCCAGCUGCUCAACGUAGAAUUCACGCUUGUCUCAUACGUAAGGAUUUGCACUUGGAUCGUUUGCAUUUUUGCCUCAAGAGAUCAGUACAGCUUCUUCAGGGUAUAUCUAAUCCUGAGCUUGCAACAAAUAUCAAUGGCUUACAGACGCUGUCUCUUGAUAAGAGGAAAACUCAUUGAUCAGAAAUGCCACCCAUCUUUAAGUUAUCUGCUCCAUAGUGAUGAACGUAAACGUGAAUGUCCAGAUGGAAAAUUACCUGCAGCAGAAGUUGGUCAUCUUCUCCAGAAUAGGUCAUUUGGCAGCUCUAUAAAUGUAUCACCAGGGUUUGCUGCCACUUCUCAGCUUGCCAUAAAUUCAAAUAGUUUCCUUGUCCCAUGCUCUGGAUAUUCUUUUUGCCGAUAUAUGUCUACAAUCAAUCAGGGUUCUAAUGAUAUUGAGUUCACGAGUGAUGUAGCAAAUAUCCUAACAGACACAACCAUGGAGGCUGUUGCUUCCCAGGCUCCUGUACUUAAUGAAGUUGCAAUAGCUUCUGCUGAUUCGUAUUUACCUGUUCAAGCUUUGCAGUAUUUCAUAGAUUAUGUGCAUACCUACACUGGAUUAAACUGGUGGGCAGCUAUUGCUCUAACAACCCUCCUUAUUCGAGGUGCAACACUCCCACUCUUAAUAAAUCAACUCAAGGCCACCAGUAAGCUUACUCUAAUGAGGCCUCACUUGGAGGAAAUUAAGCAAGAGAUGCAAGAUAAGGCUAUGGAUCCCAUGGCUGUUGCUGAAGGUCAAAAGAAGAUGAAGAAGCUGUUCAAUGAAUAUGGUGUGAGUCCAUUUACUCCAUUGAAAGGACUCUUUAUUCAAGGUCCUAUCUUUGUCAGCUUUUUCCUUGCGAUAACAAACAUGGCUGAGAAAAUGCCAUCAUUCAAAAAUGGUGGAGCCUACUGGUUCCUUGAUCUCUCAACACCGGAUAGCUUGUACAUUCUGCCAAUUCUCACAGCAUUGUCAUUCUUAAUAACAGUAGAGUGCAAUAUGCAAGAGGGUAUGGAAGGAAAUCCUGUUGCUGGCACCAUGAAAAAUGUCUCUAGGGUUCUUGCUGUUCUCACCGUUCCUUUUACCAUGGGAUUUCCGAAGGCUAUAUUUUGUUACUGGGUUACAUCAAAUUUGUUUUCACUGGUGUACGGACUUGGGCUUAAAGUUCCUGGCGUUAAAAAAGCAUUAGGCGUUCCAGAAAUACCUGCUGCUGCACCCACCAAUAACACAUCACAAUCUCCAUUCUCUUUCUUUCCAGCACUAAAGAAAGACUCAUCUGCGACAACAGAAUCAAACUCAGCGCCAGUUGAACAAUCGAAGUUUCCAGGUCAGAAGAUAUCUUCUUCAUCUAUCAUUAGUCAGAGGCUUCGAAGUUUAGAGAAACAAGUCAAAGGAAGAAAGAAGAGCAAGAAGCUCUGAGCAAGAGUUUCACCUGCCACUGAAUGUGGCUAUGAUUUGAUUUUGUAAUAUUUAUUAUCCUCUGAUGUAGCAAUUAUGAAUUAUUAUAUAUUAGUUCGAUUAAGAGAGACUAGGCAAUUAAUCCUAUUAAUUUAUGAUUAUAUGCGAUUUCCUGAGGGAAAUUUUUGUUCUGGAUUUGUUUUUUGGGAAUAGGUUGCUGUGAAAAAGGCAGCCUUGAUAUAUGUAUUCAUACUGAUUCAUCAUGGCGUCGAAUGUUUGUUCC